AUGCGCUAUUCGCCGUUUGAAGAUGACCGCGGUCGAAUGCACGAACCUCAGGAUAACAGCCGGGACUACCACCCAGACAAUGCAGCCUCGGACGAUGAAGAUGAAGGCCCAAUCCCAUCACUUUUAUCUUCGAAGCCGAGGGUGAUGGCACCGAGCGUGUCCAUCCCACGACGUCGGGGAGGAAGCGUCGAAGUGAGAAUGCCUGCUGGCAUAGCAAAGAGUCCGAGAGGCCAAGCUCAACCAGCACUCUCGUCGAAAGCCCAAGGAAAGCAACGUGCUCCCGACCCGCCAAAGCCAAAUCCAACCCGCGCAGUAUCCGGCUCGGAAUCAAAUGAGCCUACGCAAGAAGAGGUUUCGGAAGAACAAGAAUCUGGAACUCACAACGCCCAUGAUAUCCAAUAUACGAUUGAUCCUCACGAGACUAGCCGCGGCACAGAUUAUCACAUUAGUUUCUCGGCCAGAGGACUGCGUAAGGAAACCCGAAAAGUACCUUUCGAACAAAUUACCAAACACAUGAGGAUCUGGAGCAGGUGGGUCAAAACUGACUCUGCUGAUCGGCAGAGGGAGUACAAGAAUAAGUUCGGCCGCUACCUGAAGGCCAAGCUGAAGUAG
This is a messenger RNA of Alternaria triticimaculans, 612 nucleotides long. RefSeq lists its product as uncharacterized. The transcript has 3 exons. NCBI's taxonomy places the organism in Eukaryota, Fungi, Ascomycota, Dothideomycetes, Pleosporales, Pleosporaceae. Bases 1 to 612 code for a protein of 203 amino acids. The record is from RefSeq and is a predicted model, not a curated record.